Messenger RNA from Centrocercus urophasianus (Greater sage-grouse), 2931 nucleotides. It is a transcript of the gene CUL2, whose product is annotated as cullin 2. Lineage: Eukaryota; Metazoa; Chordata; Aves; Galliformes; Phasianidae. The coding region runs from base 122 to 2446 and encodes 774 amino acids. The record is from RefSeq and is a predicted model, not a curated record. Gene Ontology annotation, cellular component: SCF ubiquitin ligase complex; Cul2-RING ubiquitin ligase complex. Gene Ontology annotation, biological process: protein ubiquitination; SCF-dependent proteasomal ubiquitin-dependent protein catabolic process. The transcript is spliced from 22 exons. Gene Ontology annotation, molecular function: ubiquitin protein ligase binding.
AAAUCGACGGUGCUCCUUGAGCCGUCGCCCACCAUCCGGCCUGCGGUCGGCGGGGAGAGCCCGGACCGGGCUGGAAGUAACGGGCGGCUCGCGGUGCCGCGAUUAACACUAAAACCCCACAAUGUCCUUGAAACCACGAGUGGUUGACUUCGAUGAAACAUGGAACAAACUUCUGACAACAAUUAAGGCUGUUGUUAUGUUGGAUUAUGUUGAAAGAGCAACGUGGAAUGACCGCUUCUCAGACAUUUAUGCUUUGUGUGUGGCCUAUCCUGAACCUCUUGGAGAGAGACUUUAUACUGAGACAAAGAUUUUCUUGGAAAAUCACGUACGCCAUUUGCACAAGAGAGUUUUGGAAUCUGAGGAACAAGUACUGGUUAUGUAUCACAGAUACUGGGAAGAAUAUAGCAAGGGAGCAGACUAUAUGGACUGUUUAUACAGGUACCUCAACACACAGUUUAUUAAGAAGAACAAAUUGACUGAAGCUGAUCUUCAGUAUGGUUAUGGUGGUGUGGAUAUGAAUGAACCACUGAUGGAAAUAGGAGAGCUAGCUCUUGAUAUGUGGAGAAAAUUAAUGAUUGAGCCACUACAGGCCAUCCUUAUUCGAAUGCUCCUCCGAGAAAUCAAAAACCCAAGCACUCCUUCUUCAAGUCAAGCUGAAUAUCAACUUAAGCAUUUUUGUUUCAACACAACAGGAGGCCGACAAGAUCUUGAAUUUGAUCGCUGUGGAGAAGAUCCAAACCAGAAAGUAAUCCAUGGGGUUAUUAACUCCUUUGUUCAUGUUGAACAGUAUAAGAAAAAAUUGCCCCUAAAGUUUUAUCAGGAAAUUUUUGAGUGUCCUUUUCUGAAUGAAACAGGGGAGUAUUAUAAACAAGAAGCUUCAAAUUUAUUGCAAGAAUCAAAUUGCUCACAAUACAUGGAGAAGGUUUUAGGUAGAUUAAAAGAUGAAGAAAUGCGGUGUCGGAAAUACUUGCAUCCCAGCUCAUAUGGUAAAGUGAUUCAUGAGUGCCAGCAGAGAAUGGUAGCUGAUCACUUGCAGUUUCUACAUGCAGAAUGUCACAAUAUUAUCAGACAAGAGAAGAGAAGUGACAUGGCAAAUAUGUAUACUCUACUUCGUGCUGUGUCAAGUGGUUUACCUCAUAUGAUUCAGGAACUACAAAACCAUAUCCAUGAUGAGGGCCUUAGAGCAACCAGCAAUCUUUCUCAGGAAAAUAUGCCAACUCAGUUCGUGGAGUCGGUUUUGGAAGUACAUAGUAAAUUUGUUCAGCUCAUCAACACAGUUUUGAAUGGUGAUCAACACUUUAUGAGUGCCCUUGACAAGGCUUUGACAUCAGUUGUUAACUACAGGGAGCCCAAGUCAAUCUGCAAAGCACCUGAGUUGCUGGCCAAGUACUGUGACAACUUAUUGAAGAAGUCAGCAAAAGGAAUGACUGAGAACGAAGUAGAAGACAAACUUACAAGUUUCAUUACUGUUUUCAAGUACAUUGAUGACAAAGAUGUAUUCCAAAAGUUCUAUGCCAGAAUGUUGGCAAAAAGAUUAAUUCAUGGUUUAUCUAUGUCUAUGGACUCUGAAGAAGCCAUGAUUAAUAAACUAAAGCAAGCCUGUGGUUAUGAAUUUACCAGCAAGCUUCAUCGAAUGUAUACAGACAUGAGUGUUAGUGCUGAUCUCAACAAUAAAUUCAACAACUUUAUCAAAAACCAGGACACAAUUAUAGAUUUGGGAAUUAGUUUUCAGAUAUAUGUUCUACAGGCAGGUGCAUGGCCUCUAACUCAGGCUCCUUCUUCUACAUUUGCAAUUCCUCAGGAACUGGAAAAAAGUGUACAGAUGUUUGAAUUAUUCUACAGUCAGCAUUUUAGUGGAAGGAAGCUUACUUGGUUACAUUAUCUCUGUACAGGUGAAGUAAAAAUGAAUUAUUUGUGCAAACCUUAUGUAGCCAUGGUCACAACGUACCAAAUGGCAGUGUUGCUUGCCUUCAACAACAGUGAAACUGUCAGUUAUAAGGAGCUUCAAGACAGUACGCAAAUGAAUGAGAAGGAACUGACAAAAACUAUCAAAUCCUUACUUGACGUUAAAAUGAUCAACCAUGACUCAGACAAGGAGGAUGUGGAGGCAGAGUCUACAUUUUCAUUAAAUAUGAACUUCAGCAGUAAACGAACGAAAUUUAAAAUUACUACAUCAAUGCAGAAGGACACACCACAGGAGAUGGAGCAGACCAGAAGUGCUGUAGAUGAAGAUAGAAAAAUGUAUCUUCAAGCUGCUAUAGUCCGUAUCAUGAAAGCACGUAAAGUGCUGCGACAUAAUGCUCUUAUUCAGGAGGUAAUUAGCCAAUCAAGAGCUAGGUUUAAUCCAAGUAUCAGCAUGAUUAAGAAGUGUAUUGAAGUUCUGAUAGACAAACAGUACAUAGAGCGAAGCCAGGCCUCUGCAGAUGAAUACAGUUAUGUAGCAUGAUGUUGCUAUCCUGCAGGUAUGAUUGUAAGGAGAUCAUUGCUGUCACUGUUUGGUGUGUUCCUGUGGGAAGAGGCAGGCCUGUGCCUCCAUAAUUGGUCACUUGGCAGCCCCCGUUUUUCUGCUGUUUACAACAUCACCAGUGCCAUGUCAUGAGCGUCAAUGAAAAUGCCUAUAGAUAUUUCAAGCUCAUGUCAUUAUGACAUUUCUUAAAACUUUACUAAAAGAAUGAGUGAAGUAUUGCUGAGAUGUGGAAAUUUGGUUGGGUACCAUGCUUUUUUUUUUUUUUUCCUCCCCUUUCACGUUUGCAGUUGAUGUUUUUUAAUGUAUCUUAAGACAAAGUUAAAAAAAAAAAAAAAAGAAAAAAAAAAAAAGAAAACCUAAAUAUUGUAAUAUGACAGAUAACCUAAUAAUUGUAUCUACAUUAAAAAGAAAAAAGAAAAGAUGAACAUGAUACUGCUGCUUGUCAAAUAAAAAAAAUAAAGUUA